AUAACUUCAAAUUUCUGGAUAACGUGGUGGAUGGACAUAAAAUGAAUACGAUCAGGAUAUUAUUGCUAUUCCUGACAAUUCAAGACAUUGUAAAGCCAACACGACAGUGGAAGAUACCAUGCCCUAGUGUCUGUGUGUGUCAAAAUAAAGAGGCGGUAUGUAGUAAUCAUGAUAAUUUACACUACAUGCCCCCUCUUCCCCAAAACAUAAACAGCCUUGUAUAUAGCAACAAUGGAUUAAUAGGAUUCACAAGGAACGUAUUUCUGAACAUAUCGAAGCUGCGUCUAUCAAAACUUGUAUUAAUGCGCAAUGAUAAUGUUCAACGAAACAUUGACAAGCGAGCAUUUCUAAUGCUUCCUUAUCUGGAAAGUCUUCACCUUAAAGAAAACGCACUGCUUUAUGCUUUGAAUGGUGGUUUACGGACUUUAUUAUGGGGGCUGAAGGAUGGCGCAAUACAGGAAAUACGCCUCACACAAAUGAACAUAUACAGUUAUUACACGAAUAUGUUCCUAGAUUUAAGAACGACGACAUUGAAAAGGAUUGUCAUGGACAAUAAUAUUAUUCCGAAUUUUACCAACGUGUCGUUACCAAGGGGAUUGCAUUAUUUAUCUUUGCAAAACAAUGAAAUAAACGAAAUCUCUUUCAAUGAAAUACUGCCAAAACUUGAAACUAUACAGCUUAACCAAAACAGACUCGAACAUAUUCCUUCAUUUUGUAUGGACGAUUUCGGAAACAGUUCAUUUCUUCCAAAUCUAAAAGUUUUGGAUCUAAGCAACAAUCGCAUAAAGCUGAUAGGUAAAUUAGAUAUAGUCGGACCAUGCUAUUCGAAACUCAAGAACCUUCGACUUGGAGGGAAUAUUAUAAAAGGUAUUGGUGAUGACACUUUCAGUGAAUUGCCCUCUCUGCUUUCUUUGUCCAUCAACAACCUUGAUCCCCAUGUUUCCUUGGGAUAUCAUUCAUUAAACAGUUCAUCAUUAAUUCAUUUGGACAUUGGCAACAAAUUCAAUGCUUUCAGUGAAAGGCUUGAUGUUUUGUUUAGAUAUUGCCCUAAUUUGAAGAGUUUGAAUAUGACAGGGGUACAAUUAACAGCAUAUCAAGACGUUGCUGAGAAAAUAUUUCGUGUCUUCCGGUCGCUUAGAAAGAUAGAAAUUCUAAUUCUAAAAAGAACGUCUUUAACAACAUUCCCUAAAAAGCUAUUUCCCAUGAUGCCCAAGUUGACAAACUUGUCUUUGCAAGAUUGUCGCUUAAAAGAUUCCCAGUUAAACAACUUCGUAAAUGUAACAUUGAAUUUUUUGUUGCUGGAUAAUAAUUUAAUAUCUACCAUUACUAAGGCAAAUAUUCCUGAAAAAGUAAAACAUCUUGGAUUAAGUGGUAAUCCUUUCUAUUGUACAUGCGAUCUUGUAUGGUUUCGAGCAUGGUUACGACAAAAUUCCGGAAAAAUUUUGGGCUGGCCUUCAAACUAUUCCUGUAGUCUUCCAAAGGAAUGGGUAGAUAAAAGUCUGUCCGAUUUUGACUUAGAUUAUUCGUUUUGUCAUCCCAUUGACCCCUAUAUCGUAUUUGCCAUUUGUAUAUCCUCCGCUUUUUGUCUGUUUGUGAUUAUGUCUUUCAUAUUUUAUAAAAAGAGAUGGCAAAUCAAAUAUCAGCUUUACCGAUUAAGAGCAAAGAGAAGGGGAUACCAGGUUUUAGGAGAUCACGGAUUUGCGUACGAUGUUUUUGUUUCUUAUAAUUCAGCAGAUAGCGUAUGGGUCAUUUCAGAAAUGAUUCCAAGACUGGAAAAGAAAGAGAAACUGAAAUUAUGUUUACAUGAAAGAGAUUUCGAAGUUGGCAAGCAUAUUGUGGAUAAUAUUGUCGACGCCAUACAAAACAGUCGCAAAGUGUUGAUUAUUUUGUCCAACAGAUUUGCACAGAGCCAGUGGUGUCAGUUUGAAUCCACCAUGGCGCAACUCCGAUCGAUAAAGAAUGGAGAGGGUGCAGUGAUUGUAAUUAUUUUAGAGAACAUUCACGUGCAGAAUAUGAGCAAGCCUUUAAAUAUCCUGAUGAAAACCACAACUCUCAUAGAAUGGACAAACGACAAAAGGGCAAAGGAAAUGUUGUGGGAAAGCGUUGUGUCUACCAUUAAAUCUUAAACUGUAAUUAGUUGUUGCUAAUAUAGAUUAUAAAACAAACAAAGAAAUACUUGGUUUACAAGAUGAACAAUAUAUUGCAUGAAUCAUCUGUAGUUAUGAUAACAUAUUUGUACUCGUUUCGUGUUGGUAGAGAUGCUUGUAAAAUAAUUAUCGUCGUAUAUUUUGAUUUUUUAAAGUUAAGAACCUGUGCAAAACAGAUUUAGCAAAUAUAAAUAACACUUCUAAACCACAAAAAAAACAAUAUUUUUGAUAAUCCCCUCGUAACGGAGUUGUUUUGGGAUAGAAUAACGAUAGAUGUCAAAUCUUACCUUGAUUCUUAGACAUGCUCUUUGCGUGGGGAUGCCCCACUGUGCUCUUAUUUUAAUUGCAUUGCACUACAUUUAUUUGAUAUACUACAUCUAGCAAACCUUUUGAAUUUGUUUAUAUGCACCGCUUCU
Molecule: messenger RNA, 2563 nt
Organism: Saccostrea cuccullata (small rock oyster)
Lineage: Eukaryota; Metazoa; Mollusca; Bivalvia; Ostreida; Ostreidae
Product: toll-like receptor 2
Exons: 1
Coding region: 42-2126 (694 amino acids)
Biological process (GO): immune response; inflammatory response; toll-like receptor signaling pathway
Cellular component (GO): plasma membrane
Molecular function (GO): transmembrane signaling receptor activity; protein binding
Source: RefSeq, a predicted model, not a curated record